CGAAUUUCGUAGGAGUCGCUGUUCCGCGGGUAACCGCCGAGCCCGAAACUAACGUUCAGUGCGUUAGGCAGCCGGAAUUGUACACAUUAUAUUAUUACUAAUAUUAUUAUGUGUGCACGGAAAGAUAACUUAUUAUUGUUUUAAUAUUCAAUUAGUCUUAAAUAUUUUGAAAACUAUCUAGUCAGUUUUUUUUUUUUUUCCGUUAACUUUAAUCAUAUCUUGUUUUUGAUAAUUAUUAAUAUUAUUUUUACACUUUUAUUUGGAAAUAUUAUAUUAUACGUGUUGAUUUCACAAUUAUUUUGGAUUUAAGUACACGAUUUUGAGAUGCAGGGUAUUGGUAUUAAGACACAAGACCAUGGGAUUCUACCUGCGAGCAAAGACAUUGGAAAAAGUCGGCGAAAAUCUCGAUGGAAGCUUAAAUUUCAUCAUCAAGCAUUACCUCCAGAGUAUUUGAAUCAUUAUGAAGCGUCGAUGAUGUCUACUCAACCAUCUCCCGCGAUUUCAUCGUCUCCGUCACCUGUUCUUUUCACGGGAAAUGUCAAAUCGAAACUACCACUGGAAGCUCAAACUAGUGUCCGUUUUGAUGAUCUACCAUACAUGGGAGAGAUGACGUUAGACAAUGCAAAACCACGGAGGGGACGCAAACCAAAAAAGGCUGAUAUAUGUCAUUUGAUAUAUAAAAACUACGGUACAACUGUCGUAGAAGAACCUUUGAACCUGUGCGUCAGGGACCAGAUAUCAUCGAUAAAUGAUUUUCAACUACCUGGUUCUGCCAGUCUCCAAGAAACAUUGAAUCUGCAAUCAAAAGACUCCAAACGUAAGAGCAAAAAGUCACUGGCCAGAGAGCGUUUGGAAAAAACAUUCAAAGAAAAAGGUUUCUUGAUACAGACGCAACAACUGGAAUCCGCUCAAGGAGCCACGUACUGCAAAUUUAGACAGUUAAGGAAGUUUACACGGUAUCUGUUCAGAAGCUGGAAACAUCAUUUACCUGGUGAUGUCGUAGACAACGGUGUCAAUAGUCAAAUUACCUGAAUUGUCCACUAACUAAUAUGAUUUAUGAGUGUUGUUUCUAUGAGUGAAUUAUAUUUAAUAAUUCUUAGAACUCAAUACACGGACGAGUGUGAAAUGUGAAUAUCUAAGUGUUUAGAAGCGAAAUUAAAACCAAUGUGUUAAGAACACAAUUUAAUAAUUUAUUGGAGACAAAGAAAUUUUAUUGAUGAGUGUUAUUGUACAAAUUUGAAAAAGAAAAACGUAUUUGCCAAAGGAAAACAUCGAAUAUAAAUGUCUGAAUGACGUUAAAAUAUAAACAAAGCACAAACAUAAAGCAAAAUUAACUUUGAUAUUUGUUUUAUGAAAUCUUUCCUUACUGUACGAUAGGUACUACCGUACAUCUAAUAUUCCUUGAUAGGAAUCAUUAAACUCGUGUACUUCAAUUUACAUCAAUGAAUACCAAUGCAAUUUAAACGAAGAAAAUAGUUAAUUAAUUGGUGACAAAAUAAUAGUAUUGAAAACAGACUAUCCAUUAUUAAAUGAGUUUUUACUAUUCUUUAAUAUUCUUGUGCUUCACGCAACAGUAACGUGGUGGCGCCGCACCGUGGUGGUUAAAAUGAAGAUUUUUCUAUACAUUUGUUUACUUCCUUAAAUACAAUUGGGGAAUGAGCCAAAUGAUGACCUUGGUAUAAGUUACAGUGUUUCACUAUACCAUUUUUAAAAACACAUUCAGUACAAACGUGAACUUUAUUAUAUUAUAUUGUAAGGAAUGACGAAAUAAGAAUAAAGACAACUAUAAUAUUAAUUGUCUACAUACUCGUAAGUCGUAUUAUAGUUGUAACUGUCUUUAUGAUAUGACUUUGUGAGAUUCAAUUUUCAUCAUUUUCGUAAUUAUUAUUUAUAUUAACACUGUUUCCAAAAUUAUUGGCCAUCUCCUUAAUAUUCUGUUGACUUGUGUCAUAUUAUACAAUAAUAUAUUAAUACGUAAUAUGUAUUUAUAAGAUUGUAUCGUAUUUCUUAUAUAUAAAACGUUAAAAAAAUAUAGACCAACCGUCAUAACACAACAAAUGUAUAUUGAAAAUAGAUAUAAUAUAUAUUAGUUUUCAAAAAUCAAAAUUGUAACCAAGGUCCUUGGUACUUUUGUUAUUUAUUAAAUAUUAUACCUAUUUAAAUUUAUUAUUUUUUUUUUUUAAAUGUUGUAUUCAUAUUAUUAAAAAUUAUUUAUAAACUGUUUAAGAUAUCUAUUUAUUAAAUAAAUACAUACGAAUUUAUCAUUAAAAAACGCUUGUAUAACAUAAUAAUAUUUUAUACUUACAUUUUUCCACGUUUAAAAAUCAUACUAUAAUAAUUGACAUUAUAUGUUUGUCUUUAUAUACCUAAAUAUAUAUAUUAUAUAAAUAGGUAUUUUAAAUAAGAAUACUAGUUUUGUCCGUUAAUUACCUAUAUUAGAUUAUGGACAUAGAUGAACCCAGAACUAUCAGUGAAUAAUUAAAUAUCAUUGAUAGUAACACAAUUAAGACAACAUUUUACUCAUUUCACGUAAUCUAUUAUCUACCUAUGUAAUAAUAAUAAUAUAGCUAUAUUAUAUAUUAAAUAGCCUGAUGUAGGACACAAAACUCAAAAUCAAUAAAAAAUUACUUUAUUCCUUAUUUGGUAGGUCCGAAAAUUAAUCAGUAAAUCAAAUCAAUUGUUUAAAUAUAUUUGUAUAGUAUUAGUUUAUUUUACAAGUAAGAAAUGUCAUAUUAUAUUGAUGGACUAAUAUAUUAUUUAUUUAUCUGUGGACUGUGAUAAAUAAGGUUCUAUUGGUGCUAAACCACAAAUAAAAAUGUUAUAUAAUAUGUUGACAAAUAUUUUAGUACCUACUAUAGGUACCUAUUGUAUAUGAACACUGAUCUUGUUUGUUUUUUACUUGUUUUUACUUUGUUUAGUAAUAAUAUUUAUUUGUGGUUAAAAAAUAUUGUUACCAACACCAUUAGCCAAGCUAAUUUGUUGAAUUAUUUAUAUUUUUUAAGAAUAACAAUGAAUGUAUUAUAAUAAUAAUUAUAUGUUUUUAUUAAAAAAAUAUUGUUGUCAACGUUAU
Metopolophium dirhodum (rose-grain aphid) is the source of this 3070-nucleotide messenger RNA. RefSeq lists its product as uncharacterized. Bases 325 to 1032 code for a protein of 235 amino acids. The transcript is spliced from 4 exons. NCBI's taxonomy places the organism in Eukaryota, Metazoa, Arthropoda, Insecta, Hemiptera, Aphididae. The record is from RefSeq and is a predicted model, not a curated record.